UCUGGGAACAACAGCACAACCAAAAAAUCCCAAGUUGAUUUUCUUCUGUAUGAACAGUUCAUUCAGCUGUGUGCGGGAUAUAUCAGUGCCACUUACUAUAUCUGUGCUGGAAUGUUUCUGUGACAUUUCUGUAUUACUAUUGCUGUGGCUCUCUGGUAAUAGUAGAAGUGAAGUGCCAGUCAAAUCGAGCGCUAUUGUUAUUACCAUGAGGUUGCAUAACUUUGCUAAGAGCUAAUUGAGACAUAAAGAGAUAAAAAGACUACUCUCCCACAGUUACUGAUUUCGGUAACUACAGGGGAUAACACACGGACCGGGGUGUUGAGACACACAGGACUCUGCCAUUCUACCCACGGCACAGGCUUGAGAAAGACACUAUAUUAAUAAAACCCCCAUAUCAAUAUCUUUUUCUUUUCAAAUGGAACUUUUCUAGUUUUCCCUUUCAUGUAUUGAAUCUAUGGUUUCAACUAAAGCUGUGGUAUUCCCUCGCCACACUUGUAUGUUGGAAUGCAGUGUUUUCCCUUGGCUGUGCAGCGCUCUGAGCUGGUGCUGAGUACCACUGCUAGUAAGAGGAUUUUGGCUCGAAGGGGUUGAUUAUUAACCUUGCCAGUUUUUACUUAGUCAGGCAGAAAGACGGGUAAACAGGUUGCAAACAUGGCUAUAUCGGUAGCAGCGGCGGGGAAGAGAUUCCUUGGAAGCCCUGCUUGCAAGCUUUGGUGUGGACAGGAUCCCCUGUUUGGUGAGACUUACUGGUAUUUGGUAGGAAGAUGAUUUCACGCCAGUACCUGUCAGCAGCCCUAGAGGUUUCUUGGUCAGUGCUAGAGCUGUCUAGGGGCUUUCUAAGAGAACCACUGUUCAUUCCAGCAGCUCUCCCAAAAGUAAUUUCACAGAUUGAAGAAACUUGGGAAAACUCUUGAGUUGAAGAUCUUGGCAUUUCUGAAUGUAUAUUUUGUCUGAAUCCUCGGUGUAUUUUGUCAGAGCUUAAGUCCCCCUUCCAAAAGAAGCUACUUCUUCCUGGAGAGGGAAAUACUCAAAAUUCAUUAACCCUCUCUCCCCCUGCCAAACACCUCCAAAUAGGAAGAGGAAACAAAUCAUGGGUUGACAGUAUGACUGCUUACCCUUGCAGCACCAUCUCCAUGGAAACAGACUGUCCUAGAAUAGCUCAAUCACAUGAGGGUUACAUGACAUGAAUAAAGUAACCAGAAAACUGGAAAAAAAAUCUUAGAACCGGAGAUAUUUGCACUCAAUUCAUUACCCCCCAGGUUUUUGGAGAGUAGCUAAUAAGCAAAGCUACUAUUGAAACCAAUUUAGUAGAUCCAUAUCAUAAUUUGGAAGUGAUAGGAUAGUGGAAGAUUAACAUGAUCCUCACUUAAUUUUACUUUAUUGUUUCCAGUUCGGGAGACAAUUAAAAUGAAUUUUAGGUAAUUUUUCACAUGACCUCCUGCUUCUUGAAAUUGAUACCAGUGGUUUGCAGUAUUGCCUUAUUAGAUUCUAGUGGAUUUCCUCCCUUUGUAUCAGCAGGCACUGAUUGCUUCACACUUCUUAGGACAUCUUGGAUAUUCUAAAGAGUAAAGGCACAAGUUGAAGUAAGAACCACCUCUGCAUAGAAGGGAUUGCAAAAUUACCGUCGGAAUGUUUCCUUCUAGUUAAUUAUGUACUCACAGGGCAAGGAGAUUUAUUGAGCGUAACCGUACUCUAUAUAAAAAUGAAUAUAUUUCACUGAUGAUUAAUUUUCUGCCUGUAAAGUCAGUGUUUUUAAUGUGAGCGUUGUGACAGUCAUUGAGAAACCUGUUAUACAAAUCAGAUAUAAACAAGUAAAUAUUCUACCAAUUCACUGUGAAGUAAAUAACAGCUAGGUAGAAAAAAAAAUCAUUAGUCAUUAGCUGCAGGUCAUUGCAUCGUUAGAACAUCGGAGCGCUUCCAACAGUGCAAGGAUACAGUAAUUUCAAUGGGCAGGCAAAGAUCAUUGAUUACCCUUUUCCUGUUUGUCCAGUCUCAGCUCACAUUAUUUGUCACAGCUUCCACUUCUGAGAUGGAAGUUUUGUAAUAAACGUUUGUGUCUGCUCUAUGAAUGAAGACCAUAAAGUCAUUACACAUUUGCUGUUUUGGUGCCUCUAAUAGGAAACGGCAUAAUUUCCAUCAUCUGUCUCCUGGCAGAGGCUGAAAACGGGCAUUGGUCGUUACUCAGUGAAAGGGGAAUGAACGUUAGUUUGAAGAUCUUGAUCCUCAGGAUUUACCUUUGAUCAUUACGCAGCUGUAACGGACAGGAAGUCAACUCAUCGUUCUCUGCUAAAAAUGAGAACCUAUCCAGCUAUUGGUUUCUUCCUCCUCUUCGUGAUCAGCUAUGGCUCUUCUGAAAACUCAAGUACGUCCAGAGGGUGUGGACUGGAUCUUCUCCCUCAGUACGUUUACCUGUGCGACCUGGAUGCCAUUUGGGGGAUAGUUGUGGAGGCGGUGGCGGGGGCAGGCGUGCUGACCACCUUACUGCUGAUGCUGAUUUUGCUGGUGAGGCUGCCCUUCAUCAAGGAGAAGGAGAAGAAGAGCCCCCUGGGAAUGCACUUCCUCUUUCUUUUUGGGACUCUUGGACUGUUUGGGCUGACGUUUGCUUUCAUCAUACAGGAAGAUGAAAUGGUGUGCUCUACCCGAAGAUUUCUAUGGGGAGUUAUCUUUGCUUUGUGCUUCUCGUGCUUGCUAGCUCAAGCCUGGAGACUUCGCAGACUAGUUCGACAUGGGAAGAGUCCUUCUGGCUGGCAUCUAGCUGGGGUGGCAAUCUGCCUGAUGCUCGUUCAGGUCAUUAUUGCAACCGAGUGGUUAAUACUGACGAUUGUCAGAGAUAAAAAGUUGGCCUGCAGCUACGAACCAAUGGAUUUUGCUAUGGCUUUGAUUUAUGUUAUGUUCCUGAUGGUAUUUACCAUGGGAUUUUCUCUUUUCACUCUCUGUGGAAAGUUUAAGAAAUGGAAGAAAAACGGAGUAUGCCUCAUUGUAACGCUUUUCUUUUCCAUUCUGAUUUGGGUAGCCUGGCUGACUAUGUACCUCUUUGGUAACGCUGAGCUGAAGAGAAGAGACAAAUGGAGUGAUCCCACUCUUGCUAUUGCACUGGUGUCCAGUGGUUGGGUGUUUAUUAUCUUUCAUGCCAUCCCAGAGGUCCACUGUACCAUCCUUCCAUCGCAGCAGGAAAACACUCCCAAUUAUUUUGAUACUUCACAGCCAAGGAUGCGUGAAACUGCUUUUGAGGAAGAUAUACAGCUUCCUCGGAGCUACAUGGAAAAUAAAGCCUUUUCAAUGGACGAACAUAAUGCAGCGCUAAGAACGGCAGGAUUUCGAAAUGGCAGUUUGGGAAGCCGACCUAGUGCUCCUUUUAGAAGCAAUGUUUAUCAGCCAACUGAGAUGGCAGUUGUGCUGAAUGGUGGGACUAUACCAACUGCUCCACCAAGUUACACUGGACGACACCUAUGGUGAAUGGCUGUAGGCUGUAGAGAAUCAAAAUCCUUGUUGCAGAUGUUGUUCCCUGGCAGUGUGUCUUUGAGGGAGGAAUCCAUAAGAAAACCAGAACAAAGCAACAAAGCAUCCAGGAACUUUCGAAAUCCUACAGAGGAUUUUGUCAAAAUGUGAACACCAUUUAAAUGAUAUUUGCAAAACCAAAAUUGUAAACCUGAAGCUGAAUCUAACUUAAAAUAAAAGUAGGCACACUUUAAAUUGGAAGAGGGGAUAUCUUAUUCUGAGAUGCAAGAUAUUCUCGUCUGUAACCAGUGUGCGAGGCAAGCCUGUUUUUGUUGGUUGCCAGUUGCUUGCAAAAUACCCUCCUCUCACUUAAGUCAUGUUGCCACAAGAGAUUGCCACUACAGUGCGAAAACAUGCAGGAUUUCUUCCCAUUUUGCUCCUCUUCCCUUCAUUUCAAAUGUCAUGAGAAGUACCUUGUUUGCUUCAUUAUCUAGCUGUACUGUACAGUCACAGAGCAUCGUGUGUAGUCGAGCAUUGUCACUCUGUGGCAACUAAAUCACCAUGACGCUGCAGGCUGGCACUCUUCUCUUUGAAAAGCUGCAGUAGGAAACGCAGUUCUGGAGGAAUGAAAGGUCUGUGUAUGUUUCAUGUGAGUUCUGGAGUUUCUUGAGGCAGAAAGAAAAAGCAUAGGUCCAGUGCAGAGGCAGCUCUCCUCGGCCACAUGGGAUCGAUCCUUGUUUUUCCAGCCUCAGACUUGGGGUGCAAGCAGAGCCACGCGCUCUCGUGUCUCCUACAGACAAAGCCAUUUAGUAACACGUUGGAGGGACAUGCUCGUGUGAAAACUUAGCUGGAGAGAGGAUGUGACUUGAGUUUGCCAGAAGGAUUUGCUUGUGCUGGUGGAAUAAAGGCAGCCCACGGUACCACCCAAGGCAGCCUGUGCUGUUGGGCUGAUCUCGUCCAGCAGGAAGGUGGUGGCAGCUGGGAAGCACUGACCUCCCACCUGGCAGGAGAGACUUGGGCAGCAGAUAGGGUCAAGGCCUCCCUUUCUGAUCCUGUUCCUAUGAGUAGUCCCCUUGACUGCAGUUGUUUGUGCAUUUAAAUGUGGUUGUGUGUUUUGGUGCCUAGCUAUUAGAAUCUCCAUGCUGGAGGUGGUUUGUUGUUGUUUUGGGGUUUUUAAGAUGGUUUAUUCCCUACUUCUCCCCGUCCCCUCCACUUUUUUUGAGUUGAUACAAGGCAGACUUUCUCAAAGCUUUUUAUCUUUGUUUUCUCCAGGUUAUUUAAAAGGUUCCCAUUGCCCAUUGUUUGUGCCAUGUUUUUUCAUUAUGUUUAAGUAAUCAUUCCUUUAUUUAACAUUUAAUACAUAUCGGACAUUGAAAACAUCAUUGUAUCCUCACUGUUUGGCCAAUGUUAAUCUUAGCUUUCCUCAAUACUAAAAGCUUAUUGUUUUUACUUGAGGGCAUAGGAGAUGCAUAACGAUUAAACUUUGCAUAUGCUGUAAUAAAAAUAUAUAUUUUCAAACUAAAAAAGAAUAAUGUACAAAUAACUGAAUAGUUUAGUAGCUUCACAGAAAGAAGUUACUUGCUGUAUACUGCAAAAGAAAGACAAGCUUUUUAUUUUUCAAGUCUUCCUGAUCCUUCAUGUACCUCCGUUUCUACUGAAUUAGGAACCUAGUCCUGCAGACUUGUACUCCCAUGAGUAGUCCCAUCAACACCAGUAGGUCUACGUGCAGGUACCAAGGCUGCAAGACCAGUCCCUAAGUGUUGCACACAGAUACAAAUGUAUGUAUAUAUAUAUAUAUGGAAAAAUAUAUAUUGCUGUUCUUGCCAUGAUCAUCUUAUGGGGUUUCAUUUCAAAGCCCUUCUCUUUCAGAAGCAAUGUUUUUCUGUCAUGCAUGAGUAAGAGAGCAUGUUAGCUCCCCCCUGCCCUUCCCUCCUCGAGGCAAAGGAGGCAUGUGCUUGUUUUAGGGAUUGCUUAUUUUAUUUUGUAAGUAACUAGAUGGCCUUAGUAAUCAAGUAGGGUGGGGUGGAUAUUGCAUGCUAUCCAGUGACUUAGAAAUACAUUUUGCUUGUUUUAAAGAAAGCUUUGAUCAAAUAAGAUAGUACUAUUUAAGAUAAUGAUAGUUACCCAGAAGGUACACCAUUUGGAACAAUUCAAAAAAACCUAUUACCAUCAUUUGCCUGCAGAAUUUUGCUCUUAAAAAACAAUUAAAAACCUUCUAAAACUUGAUCAUAAAAAACAUAUAAGAUGACCAUGGCAUA
Molecule: messenger RNA, 5696 nt
Organism: Cuculus canorus (common cuckoo)
Lineage: Eukaryota; Metazoa; Chordata; Aves; Cuculiformes; Cuculidae
Gene: GPRC5B
Product: G protein-coupled receptor class C group 5 member B
Exons: 4
Coding region: 2293-3456 (387 amino acids)
Biological process (GO): G protein-coupled receptor signaling pathway
Cellular component (GO): plasma membrane; intracellular membrane-bounded organelle; extracellular exosome
Molecular function (GO): protein kinase activator activity; protein kinase binding; G protein-coupled receptor activity
Source: RefSeq, a predicted model, not a curated record